AGCCCGCCGCAGGGAAGCGAGCCCGGGCGCCGGCGGGCGGCCGUGGCGUCUGACAGACCACUGCAGACCACGGGCGGAGGCCCAGCGCCUGUCCGCACCGCGGCCGGAAUGGCGGCGCCAAGGAGCCCCACGCAGGCAAGGGAGCGGGAGCGGGAGCGGUCUCCCGCUCCCGCCGCAGGAAGUGACCAAGUUCACUCCUGGAUGCUAGCUACAAGCCAAGCCUUAGACACUGUCUGGAGAAUGGCAAAAGGCUUUGUGAUGUUGGCAGUUUCACUUCUGGUGACUGCCGUCUGCUACUUCCGGAGGCUACAUUUAUAUUCAGGGCACAAGCUGAAAUGGUGGAUUGGAUAUCUGCAGAGAAAAUUCAAAAGGAACCUCAGUGUGGAGGCAGAGGUUGAUUUACUCAGUUAUUGUGCAAGAGAAUGGAAAGGAGAGACACCCCGUAACAAGCUGAUGAGGAAGGCUUAUGAGGAGCUAUUUUGGCGGCAUCAUAUUAAAUGUGUUCGACAAGUAAGGAGAGAUAACUAUGAUGCUCUCAGAUCAGUGUUAUUUCAGAUAUUCAGCCAGGGCAUCUCUUUUCCAUCAUGGAUGAAAGAAAAGGACAUUGUUAAGCUUCCUGAAAAACUGCUGUUUUCACAAGGUUGUAAUUGGAUUCAGCAAUACAGUUUUGGUCCUGAGAAGUAUACAGGUUCAAAUGUGUUUGGAAAAUUACGGAAAUGUGUGGAAUUAUUGAAAACACAGUGGACUGAAUUUAAUGGAAUUAGAGAUUAUCACAAGAGAGGAAGUAUGUGCAACACCCUUUUUUCAGAUGCCAUUCUGGAAUAUAAACUUUAUGAAGCUUUAAAGUUCAUCAUGCUGUAUCAAGUCACUGAAGUUUAUGAACAAAUGAAGACUAAAAAGGUCAUUCCCAGUCUUUUUAGACUCCUGUUUUCUAGGGAGACAUCCUCUGAUCCUUUGAGCUUCAUGAUGAAUCACCUGAAUUCUGUAGGCGACACGUGUGGACUAGAGCAGAUUGAUAUGUUUAUACUUGGAUACUCCCUUGAAGUAAAGAUAAAAGUCUUCAGACUGUUCAAGUUUAACUCCAGAGACUUUGAAGUCUGCUACCCAGAGGAGCCUCUCAGGGACUGGCCGGAGAUCUCCCUGCUGACCGAGAACGACCGCCACUACCACAUUCCAGUCUUUUAAGUCUGCUGGGGGCCGAACAGCAGUGCUCACCAGUGACAGUGGUCACAGUUGCAAUAAAGUAUCUCUCUGAAACCAAAGCUAGCAUUUCAGCAUGGAAGGAAUUAGGACCUUUUCUCCAGGAUUACAGGUACACUGGAUGCAGCCAUGCGUGGAUGGUUUUUCUUUAUUUUUCAGUGAUUUCCUCUGAAGCAGCUGCACUGAUAUAUUUGGGUGUUGGUGGCUUGACUUUGUCCAUAAGGGGCGUGGCCACUUCACAUGAUGGCGGGCCUUUAAGAGCACAAAGAAGUUUAAUAUGGACAACAACAGGAAAAAGCAAGAAGAAAACAAGUAGGGAAAAACGGCUAACCUGGAGAGAAGGAAUUUCUUUAACCUUUAUGUUCUUCAUUAAAAAUCUUAUCUUGGACUGAUUUGGGGGAUUUUUAGAAACAUGGCCUUAUUUUAUAUAAGCAUUACCUUCCCAGGAAUCUUUGUUGUAUAUUAAUUUUUGAUAACCAUUUGAUUAACUUUAAAAUUAAGUAUAUGUGUGUAUAUAUACAUAUGUAUGUUUAUAUACACACAUGUAUCUGUGCAUAGUUUUAUAUAUACAUAUAUACACAUAGACAUACAGAGAACCACUACUUUGUAAUACUGUACAGUUUGUUUUAUAUCUCUUUACAUUUUUUUGUUACUAUUUUAUCUGGCCAGCUUAAUAGUUUUAUUUAGAUUUUUUAAAAUUCUGUAGAUUAAAGCAAAUGACAGUUAUUGAACUAUCACAAAAAUAUUAAACUGUGGUACAUUUAAUGUGUA
Pongo pygmaeus (Bornean orangutan) is the source of this 1971-nucleotide messenger RNA. RefSeq names its product OTU deubiquitinase with linear linkage specificity like (gene OTULINL). NCBI's taxonomy places the organism in Eukaryota, Metazoa, Chordata, Mammalia, Primates, Hominidae. The transcript has 8 exons. The record is from RefSeq and is a predicted model, not a curated record. The coding region runs from base 109 to 1185 and encodes 358 amino acids.